Messenger RNA from Pseudonaja textilis, 6324 nucleotides. It is a transcript of the gene GCGR, whose product is annotated as glucagon receptor. Gene Ontology annotation, biological process: cell surface receptor signaling pathway; adenylate cyclase-activating G protein-coupled receptor signaling pathway. The record is from RefSeq and is a predicted model, not a curated record. Gene Ontology annotation, molecular function: glucagon receptor activity; peptide hormone binding. Gene Ontology annotation, cellular component: plasma membrane. Lineage: Eukaryota; Metazoa; Chordata; Lepidosauria; Squamata; Elapidae.
GGACGAGGCGGAUCAGGUGAGAGGCCCCCUCCAUAGUCUCGGCGCCUCCAACCUCGCUUCUCCCUUAACGGCCGAGGGGGGCUCCGGCGCCGCAGAGCAGCAGGAGGGGAGGAGUUGAAAGACCUCGAGGGGUGAGCUUUAACUUGUGGGGCGGGAGGCGGAGAGGCGAGGGCGCCGCUGAACCAGCCGCGGGGGGUGUUUGCCCGGCGUCCGGAGGAGGGCUUGGAGUCUCUCCGGCUCCCUUCCCACACCUGCCCGUCCAAGAAGCGGCGCGAUCUUUGCUGCCUGCCCCGCCCCUCUGCGGUUCCCCCGAGGAGUCCCCUCCCCCGACCCGCUCAGGGGCUGCUGCUGCUGCGGCGAGUCGCGGCUCUGAUAAAAGUUUUUGAGAGAAAUCGAGCUUCACAAUCGACGGCGAGUGCGCGGGGGGGAGCAGAGCGAAGCUUGCCGGCUCUUUGCCUCACGAUGCGCCUCAGAGGCGCCGAGAACCGACGCCAGCCCGGACACUUGAUAAAACAGCAGUAGGACAUCUUGUAGGAUACCAACAGCUCCAGGAGCAUCCCUAUGCAGUUCUGCAGCCCUCCAGAGGGAUGUCCCAGUCACACCUUCUCGGAAUCCUACUUGCACUGGUGCUCUGCCUUCAGGGAGCUUCUGCCCAGGUUAUGGAAUAUGUAUAUGAAUAUGUAUAUGAAAGUUGGAAGGCCUACAGUGAAGAAUGUCAUCGCAAUAUGAGCCUUUGGCCACCAUCUACUGACUUGGUUUGUAACCGAACCUUUGAUAAGUAUUCAUGCUGGCCUGAUGCACAACUCAACAGCACUGUCAACGUUUCCUGCCCCUGGUACCUGCCCUGGUAUGAUCAAGUGAAGCAUGGCUAUGUAUUCAAGAAAUGUGGUCCAGAUGGACAGUGGGUGACUGGUCCUGGAGGGAAGUCACUGCGCAAUGCUGAUCAAUGUAUGAUAGACAACAAGAAAGACCAGGAGUGGUUUGAUAGAAUCUACGGAAGCUUCAGAGUGAUGUACACGGUGGGCUACUCAGUGUCCCUCUGCGCUCUGCUUCUGGCCUUGGCUGUGUUGCUAGGCUUCAGCAAGCUGCACUGCAUGCGCAACUACAUCCACAUGAACCUCUUCGCCUCCUUCAUCCUGAAGGGUGUCUCAGUGCUCACCAUCGACACGCUGCUCCACACUCGCUACAGUGAGAAGGUUGAUGACUACAACGUGAGCCUUUGGCAGAGUGACAAGGUAGCAGCAGGGUGCCAGGCAGCCACAGUGUUUAUGCAGUAUGGUAUUGUGGCCAACUAUUGCUGGCUGCUCGUCGAGGGGAUUUAUCUGUACAACUUGCUGGUGUUGACUGUCUUCUCUGAACGCAGCUAUUUCACCCUCUAUCUCUGCAUUGGCUGGGGAGCCCCAAUCCUCUUCAUUGUGCCAUGGGUGGUGGUCAAAUAUCUUUACGAAAAUAUUCAUUGUUGGAGUACCAAUAAUAAUAUGGGCUUCUGGUGGAUCCUGCGUUUCCCUGUAUUCUUAGCCAUUUUGAUUAAUUUCUUCAUUUUCAUCCGUAUAAUUCAGAUCUUGGUCUCUAAGCUCCGUGCCCACCAGAUGCGAUACACAGACUACAAGUUUCGGCUGGCGAAAUCAACCCUGACUCUGAUUCCUUUGCUGGGCAUCCAUGAGAUGGUUUUUGCCUUUGUUAUUGAUGAGCAAGCCCAGGGCACUCUGCGCUUUGUCAAGCUGUUCUUUGACCUCUUUCUUGGCUCUUUUCAGGGAAUGCUUGUGGCCAUUCUCUACUGCUUUGUGAACAAAGAGGUACAGUCAGAACUCACCAAAAAAUGGUCACGCUGGAAACUUGGUCGGGACAUAGAAGAAGAGUAUAAACACACAUACAGCAACACCCCCAAUGCCCGUAACGGGAGGAGCAGCAGCACCUGCGAGAAGCACAGACUGGUUGGCAAAUACGUCAAUGGUCUCAGCUGCAGCCAAGGAACUAUACAUACUAGCACGCAGUAUUUGGAGAGGACCCGCUGCAGCAUCAGUGAAAAUCCAGUUGUGCAUGAACUACCUCCUUGCUAUGAAUUUCCUGACAUGAGGGGAGAGAGCAACAUCUAAAGUAGUUGCCUCCAGCAAAUUGGGCCCAUUGAUUCUUUUCUCAUCAGACAGCCAUAUUGCAACGCAAGGAUGACACAGCUGAGAGUCCAGGAGACACUGUGUGGGACGUGUGAUUGGAAACUGACCAAUGGACUGAAAUCUCAGUGUCUGGUUGUGUCCUCUCUGAGAUAGGGAGGCAUAUCCUGAUGAGACUCCUGUCCUCCUUGUCUGCAUUCAUAGUAUUCCAUGGAUUAACUCCAUUGUAGGUGAGCGGAAAGGAACAAGUCAGGGAUAGCCCAGGUAUGGGUCUGGGAGAGUUAUAGGCUAAAGGUUGGAGAUGACAUUAAGUGGAUUUUGGAUGGAAAGAGAAUCUGUACAGUAGCUAGGACAUCUGAAAUUCUACAGUUUAGACAUUGCACCUUGAUUGGUGCUGAUCAAACUGAGAAUCUCAGAAACCUUUCUAGCUCUGUUUUUAUAAAGAACAAGCUGAAAAUGCAUCAGCAGUAUUUGCUAAAAGAUAAACAAAUGGAGCAGAAGGGGCUGUGCAAUUUUUUAAAAAUUAGUCAUAAGGGAGUGUAUUCAGAAUUACUGCCUAUUCCCUAACAUGCUAUAUCCUGAUGGAAAAUUCUGCCAAAAAGGUCUUGGAAACCAAGUCAUCAGCAAAGCAUGCAAAGUUAUAUAAUUGUUCAGUAUAGCUAAAUAUUUUAUUUCCAAGUUUAGUUAUUGCAGAAUUUGGGUUUGAGCACAAGAGCUCCAAAGUCCUUCUUGAAAAUCUUUUUGCCUCUGGAGUGGUAGCGCCUUAGGAAUAAGGACCAUGCUUCUUGAAAAAGAUAUGGUAUUCAACAGAGGUGGUCUCCAUCUGUAGAAUUAGGGGCAUAAUUUGUCCUCCUGAGCAUCUGGGUGAUUUCAGGAAGUCACUUAGUAACGCUGUAAUGGCCCUCUUAACUGGAGGUUAGAAAUGAGAAUUAGAGGAUUCUGGGCAGCAAAAUGCUGUUAUCCUACACUUAACCACAACCACAAUCCAAAACAGCCUGAACAUAAAUUUGGCCAUUUUGCUGUCAGCUGCUCACUUGGGUUAUCAGAUAAUUUGCACAUUGUUUUGUGGUAGGUGACAGUGUGGUACCCAAAGUGUUGCCUGUGAUCUUAAGUAGGCAGCAUCUGAAGAUAUUAUUGACCAUCUUUAUGGCUGUGCCAUUACAUCUGUGCUGUGGAAACACUUAUUCCAUUUGUUCCCAGGAUGACUCUGCCCUGAAUGAUUCUGUAAAUUGAUUUUUUGCUGAGGGCUGCCUCCGUGUCUGUGAUGUCAGUGCCAAUGUUCCGGAGAUCAAACCCUCAAUAAACGGUGUUAUGUGUCUUGGCAACUUGGACAGUUUCUCCUGAUGCACAUCACAGCUCAUCUUACUUAAGGACUGGGCUACACAACAGUUACUAACAUGGACAGGAACAGCUGUCCUGCACUGGUCACAUUAACCUUCAUAGGAAAGUUAUGUGACAGGUUUAAAUUAGAACCAUUGCAACAGACAGGUAAUUAUUGCCCUCUAUGAUUAUGCAAUGGCUCCUUCAAAGCCUAAGAUUCUGUCUCCCCAGAAUAGGCAUGGAAGAAUUCCUCUGGCAUUUCCAGGGGCAUUGAAACAUUUUGAUCCAGACAACCCUAAGAAAAAGCACACAGAUUCUUGAAGUUAGUCAUGGAGCAAUGCAUCAUAGUCUGCCUGUUUAUUUUUAAAAUUGGUAUGUGCACAAAAAAAAAUGUUGCUUCUGAUCAUGAACAGCCACAGAAUAACUUCAUGCAUGCCCAUCCUUAUGAUCCCUUAAAAAUCCUUCGAUUGUAACACAAUAUGAAUAAAACAGAAAUUUCUGUAGUUGAGCUGCCACAACUCACCAGACUAUUUAAUGACUUUGUGUUUGGGGGCAAACCAGCUCAGGUUGUUAGUUUAAGGUUCAGUGUGUUGUGUUAAUCUUCAGAAUUGGGAUAAUUUCAUAAAUUGUAACUAACUUGACCACGGCUGCAUGUGUUGUAUGAAUUCAAGACUUCAAAUGUGACCUCAAAUUUUCCAUCACCUACUUCCAAUGAUUCUCACCUGCGUUUUUUCCUGUAUUCCCCUGACCCAAAUUUUCCUGCCAUGGAUGUACCAAAGAGUUUCCUGUCAUAGACUUGCUGCUCAUUCUUAGAAAAAUCUCUGUUGCUAGUAACUAGUUUCAGCAAUCUCCAUUACAGACAUUAUUAAAUCCACGUUAGCAGAAAUAUCGUUUUCAUACAGGGGAAGGCUUCCAGUCAUUAGUAUGUGAGACUUCCAGUAAUAGAAGCAGUAGGACUUGUGAUGCUCAUUGCUGGAGGACAUGAAUGGGAAAUGCCAGUGUGCUAAUGUUCCAUUUGCAGAAUCCCAAUUGCAUCUGAUAGGAACAUUGAACUAAAUAGGACUUUUGGUCUGGUGUGUCGUAUCUCUUCUUACCUACAAGUCUUCUCACAGCAGUGGAAGAAAAUAGGAAAAAUGAGGGAAGUAUUGGAGCAAAAAGGAAAAGGUGAAUCACAUCUACAUACAUGGAGUUAUCCUGGAAAGGAACAGCUGCGUUUCAUUCCAAGCCAUACAUGUACUGUCUGACUUCGGCAAAAUAAUUCUCAUCCAAUGACUGCUUUAGGAAUCCAACAGUUUUAAUACUUGAACCAGGAGGAAAAGCUUAUCUAGUAAAUGCACCAGUUUUGUAGAGGCCAUUGUGCUGUUAUGUAAGUAUAACCCAAUCAUGCCAAAAAUGCUCAGAGUAGGAUCUUCAAUCUAAAGUAUUAGACAAUCAUAUAGGUUGGUUGGUCCAGACUGCACUUGUCCAUGUGUGAAACGGUCAAGCCUGGCUGAGUUCCCAAUAGUUUCGUUGUGAAUCCUUUACCUGCUUGGUCCCCACUCCAUAAGUAAACUUCCCCCAACUUCCCAGAUGUGCUACCUACAAUUCCCAUUAUCUCUAGCAAGCACAAUCAAUCCCCAUGACAGCUGGAACUUUAUGAGAGUUGCAAAUCCAGUCUAGUUUGAAGUUACCAGAUUGGAGGAAAUUGCCUCAAAGAAAAUAUUAGCAGGCUGAGGGAAGAGAAGUGAAAUAGAAGUAGCUGAAGGUCAUCUCCGAUUUUCUCUGUAAGUUCGUGACAGGUCAUUAGUUUGAUUUCAUUUGAUUUCAGCUUCUACCUCAAUACGUAGCCAGAGGCUAUUGUUUUGAGUUCAGCAUUGCUUCUUGAAUAAACUACUGUUAAGGUGAAGGGCUAAAAUAAAUUCUGAGGCUACAUUUUCAGCUGUGACCUUUCUGCCUAGUAAUGCCUCUUCUAACAAUGUGGUUUUUUUUCAACUAUGCAAGAGAUGGAGACUACAAGUCUAGAGACUCAAAGGGAAAGUUGAAUGCAAAAUGAGGAGGAAGGAAAAAACAACAACACAGGGCUGUUUACCAGGAAGUUAUUGUUUCUCUACCUGCUAACACCCUACAAGGUCAAGGGCAAUGGAACGUAAGCUCAGAGGCCACAGCAGCCUUUGAUAAGUACAGUCAGAGCCCCUAUCUAUUCCUCUCCCCAAGGGAGCUGCUGCCUUUACCAGACACCUGGGGGCAGCCCAAGAUAAUGAGCCUAAUUGAAGCAAAUUGCUGGAACACAAAGGCACUUUAUGAGAAGGUAAAUAUGGCUGACAAUCCAUGCAUAUGACGUGUGUGUCUUUCUAACACUUACAGAUAUCUCACUUAUUUUUACAACCCGAUAGCAAAACACACAAGUGCACCUGUCCUCUGAAAGAGAUUUUGCUCUUCUCACGACCCUAGUAUUCUAUUCCAUUUACUCUGUUCCCCCCUCAAAUCCUCCCAUCAAACUAAAAUAACCCUUAAUUUCAGCCUUCAUUCUUUACUAGUUAUGGGUCUAUAUGUCUUUGGAAAAUUAACAUUCCUCAUGUCAGUGGCCUUAAGGAACAUGAUGAUGCUUAGAAUCAGUAUGUGUCAAAAAUAAUAGCUGUUCUUGCCUAAUGUUCUGGCUCUAUUCAACUUACAUUGAUGAAUCAUUAAGUUUAAUGAAGAAGGUAGAUUUUAAAAAACACAGAUGCUUGGAAUCAUUUGAUUUUCCAUAUGAUUAUUUUUAAAAAAAACAUGUUUUGUGAUCAUAUAAACAUAAGACAUGAAAUUUACCUGCCUUGUCUAAUCCAUCUGCCCUCCUUCCAUGAGUUAUGCCAUUGUCACAAAUCCAGUCAUUUUUGUAAUUCAAACCACUAAAGAUUGCUACUGCUAGUGCAGA